UUAUUAUUCCAAUGAUUAUGUAGUUCAGCCUACUACAUGAUUGUAGUUUAAUAACUUUGGUUUUGGCUCAUCAUAGCAAGACACUGCAGGAUGGCGACACGCAGCCGAGCUGUCGUCCUGAUGUUGCUGUGGCUCUGUGUCGCGAUCGGGGAGCCAUGGAUUGCGGGCGCGGAGGACGAUGGCGGAAUGUGCACUAUGGAAACAAAGAAAACCUGCUCUGACGACACCGAGGAUGCCAGUGGCGGGGAAAAGACGGACCAUUACAGCGAGGAGGUGAACACUCCAUCGGCUACUGAGGCUGCUGUUGGUUCUGACGCCAAUCCACCCAUGUCAACAAUGGCUGAUAGGCCCGCUGUAGAUAGCCAGCCAAAAAAGAAGAAGGCUAAAAAAGGUGCAUACUGGGAGGGACUGGAACAUCUUCACGUUGGCUGUGUGAUCUGCGGAGAUCGCGUGCCCGAAGCGCUGGUGAUGAUGAAGUCUGGUGUCGUCUUCUCCACGUCCCCGCUCACCUUCCACAUCUUCACUGAGGACAACCUGAAGAAGGACUUGUCCAAGGAGCUCAAUAAAUGGCCGGACGUGGAAAAGCAGCGCGUCACCUACAAGUUCCACCCAAUCAAGUACCCCGAUACCGAGGACAGCAAGACGUGGCGAGAGACAUUCAAGCCGUGUGCCACCAUGCGCUUGUUCAUCCCUACCACCACGGACAUUGACUCCCUGAUCUAUCUGGACACAGACAUACUCUUUAUGACACCUGUGGAGAAGGUCUGGAAACAUUUCUCCCAGUUCAAUUCCACACAACUUGCAGCCGUGGCUCCCGAGUCUGAGGACCUGGUAAAUAGUUGGUACCCGCGCUUUGCCCGUCAUCCGUUCUACGGCGCGGCCGGGAUUAACUCGGGCGUUAUGUUGAUGAACUUAACCAGGAUGAGAGCUGUUCACGACGGUAGAUGGCAGUCGGAACUGAUUGAGAUCUUCCGCGAGUAUCGCCACAACAUCAGCUGGGGCGACCAGUGCCUGCUCAACAUCUACUUCCAUCGUCAUCCAGAGCUUGUGCACGUGUACGGAUGCGACUGGAACUAUCGUCCUGAUCACUGCAUGUAUGGUGUCAAUAACUGCCAUCUAUCUCCCACUAAAUCCCCCAAGCUGUUCCAUGGCAACCGUCGAGCAUUCCACGACGUGCCACGUCAGCCCUUCUUCACGGCCGUGUACGAGGAGUUCGUGAAGAUGACACCUGACAACGGCCUCAAGUCCAAGCAGUUUGUCAAGGAUCUCGCCAAGGCGUUUGAUCGCAUCCAGAAAGAUAACUGUCUGCUGGCACGCAAGCCGCUCCUCGAUGGCAUUCGCCAGGCUAGCAAGUCCGUCUCGAGCCGGAAGGAGCGCCUGAAGAAGGCGGGCAAGUAAUGUGUGCGCGCGCGCGCGCGCGCGCGUGUGUGUGUGUGUGUGUGUGUGUGUGUUUAUGGCGAUACAUACUACCACUACCAACACUGACGACUGUCUGCAGGUGGACAGUUCCGACACUUGAUUCGAUUUGAUUGAUUUUUGUUCUUCUUCUAAUUGUCCGCAAACGCCAACACAGCCACUUACCCAUUUAGGAAACUUCACUUCUCAACUCUGAACUCCAAAAACGGUCUCUUCACUGGGAUUAAAAUUAAAAAUUUACAUUACACCAAAUUUUCGGGCCUGGCCCAUCAUCGGGGUAAUGAAUUUGGAUCCUUUUUUUUGGAGUUUGGAGUUGAGAAGUGAAGUUGAUUGAUUUUUUUGUUUAUAGUCUACAGACUAUUUAGUUUAGUUUGCUGGCCUUGCCAAUUGUGUCACCACGAUGCAUGUGUUAGUUCUAGAACAUUCACCUGCCUGCAUUAUUCGUCUUUGUAUAUCGUGUUUUUGCCUCCCCUUCCUCAAUGCCCUGAUGAUGCCCAAUGGGCGAAAUAUUGGCAAACGUAGCUAUUUGGUGCAGCUGAGAGCCUGUUGCCGGAAUGGCGGUAUUUUCAAGUGCAAGAAAUACGCUGCAAUAGAGUUUGGGACUUCUGAAGAGACUAUUAAAGACAUCUGUCUAUUAACAAUAGGCUUAGAACUGAGACAAAUGGACAUUGUCUUCUGCAGCCGCUCGUCCUCCUAGCAGCGUUCCAAGUUGCGUGCUUCCUUUAGGAAUCCCUUCGGGAAUGAUGCCGUUCCCUUAGCUGGCCAUAGUUAUUGUGCGCAUUAUGUUUCCCCGUUGCCCUUCCGCUUCUCGCUAGUCCAGUUCAAGUUGUUGUUUUGUAAGGUUUAAAAAAGCAUGUAAUGGAGUUUAUCAGUGGACUUUUUUCCUGCGUUCGUUUCCUUAAUUUAUUUCUCCUCCGUGUCUGAGCUUUCCUUGAGCAAGUCUGUGCCUUGAGACCCUUGA
Sycon ciliatum is the source of this 2377-nucleotide messenger RNA. RefSeq names its product glucoside xylosyltransferase 2-like. The record is from RefSeq and is a predicted model, not a curated record. The transcript is spliced from 9 exons. NCBI's taxonomy places the organism in Eukaryota, Metazoa, Porifera, Calcarea, Leucosolenida, Sycettidae. The coding region runs from base 91 to 1398 and encodes 435 amino acids. Gene Ontology annotation, biological process: protein O-linked glycosylation via N-acetylgalactosamine. Gene Ontology annotation, molecular function: UDP-xylosyltransferase activity.